This is a messenger RNA of Magnolia sinica, 3393 nucleotides long. Its product is annotated as receptor like protein 22-like. Lineage: Eukaryota; Viridiplantae; Streptophyta; Magnoliopsida; Magnoliales; Magnoliaceae. The record is from RefSeq and is a predicted model, not a curated record. Bases 1 to 3393 code for a protein of 1130 amino acids. The transcript has a single exon. Gene Ontology annotation, molecular function: protein binding.
AUGGAUCUCCUCCGCCUCUCCUCUCUUACUAAUAAAUCCUUUCCAUUUCGAAUCUUCUUCUCCAUUCUCCCUUCCUUAUUUAGCUUUCUCUUAUUGUCUUCCCUCCUUUUCCCUUUCUCUUUUGUCUUUUCCAGUGCCAAUAACAGUAAUGCCUUGUCAAUCCAACACCAAUGCAUUGAAGACCAUUUCUCUGCUUUGCUCCACUUGAAACAGGGCUUUUACUUCUACAACACCACUACACUCUCCUCGUGGAAUCCUGAUAAUAGGGAUUGCUGCUCUUGGGAAGGCAUCACCUGCGAUGGUGCCACUGGUCUCGUGACCAGUCUCGACCUCAGCGAGCUCCAUAUCUUCGGUCGGAUUGAUUUUGUAAGCCUCUUUCGUCUUCAGAGCCUGCAGAGGCUCAACCUCGCUUACAAUGACUUUGAUCCCUCUCCAAUCCCAUCUGGGUUUGAGCAGCUCACCAGUUUGACCCAUCUCAACCUCUCUUGGUUGCAAUUUUAUGGCCAAAUCCCGCUGGAAAUCUCCCGCUUGACCACUUUGGUGUCACUCGAUCUAUCUUACAAUGGAUAUGAUAUUGAUUCAUACUUUGAGAAUCUGAAACUCAAAAACCCAAACAUUGGAGCAUUCGUCCAAAAUCUCUCGAGUCUGAGAGAACUCCAUCUCAGUUGGGCAAACAUCUCAGUUCAGGGUAGUGAGUGGGGCUUGGCCUUAUCCUCGGCACUCCCUCUUCUCCGCAAGUUGAGCUUGAGAGAAUGUGGUCUUUCAGGCCCCAUCCAUUCUUCCCUUUCCAACCUCCAUUUCCUAUCUGAACUUGACCUCACUGGAAACAAUCUCUCUUCAGUGGUACCUAACUUCAUAGGGAACUUGUCUUCUUUAACGUCACUAGUUCUCAGUGAUUGUGAAUUGAAUGGAAAAAUUCCAGAGAGUAUUUUCAGGCUGCCGAACCUACAAACCCUGGAUGUAGGAUACAAUCCACUUCUGAUAGGUGAAAUCCCUCCAAACAAUACUCUCCGGGAGUUGUCCCUAUCCGACACCGGAUUUUGUAGCAACCUACGGGAUUCAUUCACUAAUUCCAAACUGCUGACAAUGAUCCAGCUUAGCCAUUGCAAACUAGCUGGCCAAUUUCCAUCAUGGCUUGUGAAGCUCGAGAAACUCAUGCAUUUGGAUCUUUCAGACAAUGGUUUCAGCGGACCAUUGCCACCAUGGCUUGUGAAGCUCGAGAAACUUGUGUAUUUGGAUCUUUCAUACAAUGGUUUCGGCGGACCAUUGCCAUCAUGGCUUGUGAAGCUGGACAAACUCAUGCAUUUGGAUCUUUCAAACAAUGGGUUCAGUGGUCCAAUCCCUUCUUCCUAUGGCAACAAGUUUCAAAAUCUUCAAUGGCUCAGCGUUUACGACAAUUUACUUAGUGGGACCAUCCCAUCAUCAUUGUUUUCACUCCCAUCAUUACAAGUGUUGUAUCUUCUAUAUAAUCAAUUGAGUGGUCAACUUGGCCAGUUCCAAUACACAUCCUCUUCAGUGCUACAUAUCAUUGAUUUGUCCAACAAUUCACUCAAUGGGACCAUUCCAUCAUCAUUGUUUUCACUCCCAUCAUUACAAGAGCUGUAUCUUCAAGAUAACCAAUUUAGUGGUCAACUUGGUGAGUUCCACAACCCAUCCUCUUCUCUGCUAAAGUUAAUCAAAUUGGAUAACAACAUGUUGGAGGGGUCUAUUCCGAUGUCCAUCUUUGAACUCACAAAGCUUCAAUACCUCUUUCUUUCAUCAAACAAUUUCAGUGGUGAUGUGGACCUUGGCUUAUUCCAAAACCUUAAGAACCUCCGGCUCCUGGAUCUUUCAGAUAACAACUUUUCAGUCCAUGAUGGCAGAAGCAAUUCAACCUCCAUGUCCUUCCCCCAUAUUCAAUAUUUGUCCUUGAGAUCUUGUAACAUUUCUAAAUUUCCAAAUAUCUUGAGAAACCAAGAAUCUAUGCGUUCCAUAGACCUUUCCAAAAACAACAUCAAUGGGGAAAUACCAAAGUGGCUAUGGAAGUUGGGAAACAGUACUUUAUUUUACUUGAAUCUUUCUCACAAUGCUUUUAAGGGAUUAGAGCAAUCAUUUUCCUAUCUUUCUUUAAGCUCGUUGCAAUAUCUUGACCUAAGCUUUAACAAGCUAAAAGGCUCAAUUCCAAUCCCUCCUCCAUCUUCCAUUUUCUUUUCACUUUCAAGCAAUCGUUUUAGUGGAGAAGUUUCCUCAUUUAUUUGCAAUUGCACUUCCUUACAAGUCCUUGAUCUGUCUCACAACCGCUUCAAUAAUUCUAUUCCACCAUGUUUGGGUCAAAUCACUGAUGCCCUCGUUGUGUUGAAUCUUGGAGGAAAUGCAUUUCAUGGCCCGUUGCUUCAAACAUUUAAAGAGGAGUGCACUCUAGAGACACUUGAUCUCAAUGGAAAUCAAUUGGAAGGACAGGUACCAAGUUCUUUGGCCAGGUGCAAGAAGCUAGAGGUGUUAAACCUUGGAAACAAUCAAAUACAUGACACCUUCCCUUUCUGGAUAGAAAAUCUCUCCCAGUUGCACAUUCUCAUCUUAGGAUCCAACAAAUUUCAUGGCACCAUUGGGCACCCCCAAGCAGAUCAUACACUUCCACUAUUACAAAUCUUUGAUCUCUCUAACAAUAGCUUCACAGGUAAGUUGUCAUCAAAUAUGUUUAGGAGCUGGAAAGCAAUGAUGGAGACCAAAUCUCAAUCUCAAUUUCUUAGCAAAAUAUUUGACAAUGGAUACUAUCAAGAUAAAGUGACCAUAGUGAGUAAAGGGCUAGAAAUGGAGCUGGUAAAGAUCCUUACUGCCUUUACGGUAGUGGAUCUCUCAAAUAACCAAUUUCAUGGGGACAUUCCAGAAUCGGUUGGGAAUUUAAAGUCAUUGGUUGUGCUUAAUAUGUCCUAUAACCAUUUCACAGGCCGAAUUCCAGUAUCAUUCGGAAACAUUAAAGCUCUUGAGUCAUUAGAUCUGUCACAUAAUAAUGUAUCAGGAGAGAUCCCUUGGCAGCUGACAAAGCUAAACUUCCUUGCCGUGUUGGAUCUUUCGCAAAAUCUCCUCACUGGAAGCAUACCACAAGGUCAGCAAUUCAAUACAUUCACGAAUAAAUCUUUUCUUGGGAACUCGGGAUUAUGUGGCAUUCCACUGUCAAAGAAAUGUGAACACAUUGAGGCACAUGCAUCACCACCAGUGGCACAAUCAGAAAGCAAAUAUGACUGGAGAUCCAUGUGGAUUGGCUUUGGAGUUGGAUAUGGAGUGGGAAUGGGAAUCCUUUUUUGGACUCUAGCACUUUGGACAAAUGGAACGAGAGAAUUCACUAUAUUUAUUGAUAAAGUGCUUAUGUUGAUUUUUCCAUGUGAGGCAUUUAUUCUAAUGCAUCGAUACUGA